This is a messenger RNA of Pichia kudriavzevii, 657 nucleotides long. RefSeq lists its product as uncharacterized. Lineage: Eukaryota; Fungi; Ascomycota; Pichiomycetes; Pichiales; Pichiaceae. The record is from RefSeq and is a predicted model, not a curated record. The transcript has a single exon. The coding region runs from base 1 to 657 and encodes 218 amino acids.
AUGCCUGACACAAGCCUAGCCGAGUAUAGGAAGAAGCUACAUGCUCUCUUGCAUAACAAAGAUGCAGGUAAUGCCCCGAAGAAAUCGGUGAAUUUUCAUCCUCCUUCUCAUUGUCCCUCCUCUUUUUCAGCGUCUUCCUCUUCCAGUUCGAAAGAGAGAGUUCGGGUUGAUAAUCGCAUUGAGGAACUUGAGAAAUCAGUCGACAUGAAGAACAGAAAAAUAGUGGAAUUGGGGAAGGCCAACAUGGAGAAAGUCCAAAUAAUCAAGCAGUUAAACGAUAAAGUAAGGAAAUUGGAAAUAGAGAAUUCUAGAAAAGAUGCCCGCAUAAAACAGCUCGAGAAGGUUAUCUUGGACUUGCAGAACUUACAGACACAAGCAAUGGGCGAUUUAACCAAAAAAAUAGAAGAAGAACUUAGUGACAACAUUACAUUUCAUAGUGAUGUUGAAGAUAAACAUCAGUUUUCAAUCCACAAUUUGGAAAAUACUAAAGAAUCCACGCAAAAUUACACCGAUUUGCAUCUGAGUACACAACAGUUGCUCAAUCUUGAUUUGGGAGAUCUAGUAAUCAAUCCGCCAUCAUCUGUUCCAAAAGACUACAAUCUUCCCUAUGUUCAUUCAGACGAUAGUGACCUUGACCAAUACCUAUUUGAAGUCUAA